AUGAAUAAGUCAUUUAUUGCAAUUGGUGCUGAUAUACAAACUCGAGCACUGAGCGCUUGCUUUGCUGCCGAUAAAAUUCAUCAUGUAAUUGAUACAAUGUAUGGCGAUGAAGAACCGAUUAGUUAG
Messenger RNA from Gongylonema pulchrum, 126 nucleotides. NCBI's taxonomy places the organism in Eukaryota, Metazoa, Nematoda, Chromadorea, Rhabditida, Gongylonematidae. The record is from the annotation of a GenBank genome assembly.